UGGAAACGCAUAAUUCCCAGUCCAAGGACCAAAAGGACAUGAACAGCUCCGAAUAUAACGUCACGUGUUGUCAUUUCAAGAUUCCGGUAAAUACGAGGUGACGUGAAUGCAGCUUUAUAGCUCGUGUCGUGCGUGUUCACGUGUCUGAUCAAAAUAUAGAAGAAAAGUGAAUGAAAGGGUAUUUUUCUAACAAAAUGUCACUUCGACGUUUGACUUUGAUCACCAUCGUUGUGUCCAUCACCUCAGAAACCGUUUCAGGUGAAGGUGUGUUUAAAGCAGUGGGUGAUCGAGUUUCUUUUCGUCCAGACAAACCUCUUCCUUCUAUUGUCACCAGCAUCAUCUGGAAACACAUAAACACUGACGGAACUGUUGUCAAGGCGAUUGAAUGGGAUGAAGGAGAAAUUCUAAUCCCAAAUCCGAGAUUCAAAAACAUCACAACUGUUGAUGAGAAGACUGGACAAAUCAAUAUCACUAAUCUAAAAAUUGAACAUAGUGGAGUUUAUACCAUUGACAUCAACAGUAAAGAGCAGGAACAGAGAUUCACCUUGACUGUUGAGGAAAAAACUACAAAAGGCCAAAAGGAGAUAAAGAAUUUUUUCCCUCUCCAGCGUCCCCAGUUCUCCGUGUCAAAUGCACGGAAGAAAGAAUUAGAUGACGCAUUUUUUAAGAUGGUUUACUUGGAUUAUGAACCUCUGACAAAAGGUGAAAGAGAGGGUAUGCGUCAUUUUGUCAGCGUUGCCCAGCCCGGAUACACCACUCCAUGCUACAAUACAGUGCGUGAUACACUGAUGCCAAAUGCUCUUAGUGAGAUGGAAGGCAGACUUAGGGAGCUGUUGCAGUUAGGAGAUGGCUUCGCGCUUACGCUAGACAUAUGGACAAACAGAAGAGGACACAGCUUUCUAGGUGUUGUGGCAAGUUUCGUUGAUGAAGUGUUCAAUGGUCACACUGUGUUGCUGUCCUGUGAACAUCUUAAAGGACACCACACAGCUGAGAGUAUUUUUCAGAAAUAUGAAGGUGUUUUACAACACUGGAAUUUACAAAGACGCGUUGUCAGGGUGGUCACCGACAGCGCCAGUAACAUGAUAAAGGCUUUCAACCUCCCAGGGUUGGAGGAAAGUGCAGUAGAAGAGGAGGGAGAGGAAGAGGACCCAGAGGAAGGUGACACAGUGGAUAAUCAGCCUUCCCCAUUCCAGCCAAUUUUUUUUGCAGAUCAUUGAGAACGUGACCGCUACAUAUAUCACCGAAAACAAUCUCCAUAUGCGAUGCCCUAUCCAUUUACUGCAGCUCGCCCUAAAGGAUGCAAUAAACAGCCAUGCCGAUGUGGGCAAUGUCAUCACACGAACGGCAAAACUUGUAAAAGCUGUCAGGGAGAGCACCCUAAACACCGAGGAAGCUGAUAAACUGGGUGUGCGUCCAGGGACGGACUGGGACUAAAAAACGGCCCUGGACUUUGACUAGGCCCAGCCCAAAGCAAUCGGCGCGCGGAAACUCGACAACAACAACAACAACGCCUGGCAUGAGUGUCACAAGACUUUAAUUGUGGCUCAUGAUACUAUACCAUCCAAAUUAUAGCAAUAGCACUGCUGUUGACUAGAUGUUGUGUUAAAAGCAUAUUAUUCUAGAUUAACUUGAAUACUCAUAUAGACAUGGAGGUCUCAACACACUGCAGUCCCUCUGGCUGAACCCGCGGCCGCGUUAUGCAUAUUGUUUGUUUGAUUCUAUCUAACGUCUUUGCUGUUGGUUUCUUCCUACACUUCCACUUCUUCUUCUCCUUACUUUUCUAUUCUGAUUCUAGCACCUUCCCAGUGGUUCUUCCAGCGCUGAGCGAGUGUUUUCUGCCGCUGGAUUGCUUUCCCGGGCACACCGAAUGAGCCUGAAGCCUGACACUUUGUCCAAGAUAAUGCUUCUUAAAGUGAAUUCUAAAAUCCAGUAAACAUCAAGAGACGUUUUAAUAGACCACAGUUCCCCGCAGUUAUGGUCUAUUUUAACUUGACACUAGAAAGUGUUUCUUUCAUCGACGUCAGUUCAUAAUCUAAGCAUUCUUUAAGUGCAUUUUAUCUUGUUUAUGCAUCUCACAGGCUUUAUAAUCAAAAUGUGUUUUGUAAAGAUCUACGCAUAUUUCGUCUCGUGUGUGCGUUUGUUUUAAUGAACCUGUUUUGAAUGUUCUAUUGCACAACAACGGCAGCUAGCCUAUUGGAGCCCGAUCACACGAAAAUGCGUAUCAAUAGUACGAGUUUGUAAUCUCGUAGAAUAUAAACGCCAAAAUGAAUUUUUCGCGUGCAUAUGAUACGCACUUUAUGGCGUAUUAUACGUACGA
Molecule: messenger RNA, 2317 nt
Organism: Megalobrama amblycephala (Wuchang bream)
Lineage: Eukaryota; Metazoa; Chordata; Actinopteri; Cypriniformes; Xenocyprididae
Exons: 3
Coding region: 171-1217 (348 amino acids)
Source: RefSeq, a predicted model, not a curated record